Molecule: messenger RNA, 822 nt
Organism: Hordeum vulgare subsp. vulgare (domesticated barley)
Lineage: Eukaryota; Viridiplantae; Streptophyta; Magnoliopsida; Poales; Poaceae
Exons: 4
Coding region: 246-536 (96 amino acids)
Source: RefSeq, a predicted model, not a curated record
GAAAACUCCGGUCCAAAAAACGAGAGAGAGAAAGAAACGAAAACAACAGCCGGCCGAAGCCUCCGCCGCCGCGCCGCCGGUACAGUACAGGAGCGCAGCAGCGCCUCCCUCCACCGAACAGCCGCUCCCGCCCAGCAACGCCGGCGACCUGUCCAUUGGCAGUCAGAACAGGGCAUCAACAUUGUCAACUGGAGAGGCUUGGAGCUGCUUUGGCAUCCACAGUAGAGCAAACAAGAAGUGUUGACAUGGAUUCCAGCAAUACACAGUCUGAAGGUUCUCAGCCACAUGUUCCUAAAAACCCUAGCAUGUCAUCGUGCCGGAAGAAGAAAACCGAUGAUGAUGCUACACUCCUUGAAGAUGUAAAAGAGCACAUUGACGAGUUCAUCAAUGCCUCCAUGGACGAGCACAAGACCUGCUUCAAGAAGACCAUUCAGAAGAUGUUCGGGAUGUCAAAGGCUGUUGCGGAGCGGUCCGCUGCAGCAAAGGAAGCUGAAGUCGAAAGCGCCUUGCCUCUUGAGACCAGUGUGUCCCAGUAGGAGAUUGCAUUGGUGAUGGCCUAUUCUUGCUUUCUGGAGGCCUGGUUCUUGUAUCAGGAAUCUAGCUAGUGUUUCCCCCCUUAUACUGUUGCUAUAUAUUUUCUGUAAGAGAUGCUGAAUAAUAUUAGCAUGAGUUUUUUUAGUCUAAUAAUAUUAGCAUGAGUAUAAACUUGAGCUAUACAAGGCCCACUGCCAGGUUUUGCUAUACAGGCCCACGAUAAUUAAUGUAGGCAGUGAUUCCAGUAUAUAUAUAGCCCAGUAACGGGAAUGAAACUGGAUUCAGCAA